UAGCUGCAGCUACGGUACAGCAGGGUUUCCUGAGGAGAAAUACGAGAUACACCGGGUGCAUAACGAUUGAAGGUCUGCGUUAUUAAUUAAAAUAAACAUGGCGACAAUUACUCCUAGUAGGAGCACAACCCGGACUCCUGGAACUCAAUCCCCCGGCAGCCCGACCCGCUUGAGCCGUCUACAGGAGAAAGAGGAGUUGCGGCAUCUCAAUGACCGCUUGGCAGCCUAUAUCGAGCGGGUACGGUCGCUGGAAGCAGACAAGUCGCUGCUGAGGCUGCAGUUAGAGGAGCGAGAGGAGGUGACAUCCCGGGAGGUGUCCGGUCUUCGGCUGCUUUAUGAGACUGAAUUGGCAGAUGUGCGCAAACUGCUGGACCACACGGCCAACGAGAGGGCCCGAUUGCAGGUGGAGCUUGGUAAGCUUCGUGAGGAGCAACGGCAGCUACAAAACAGAUGUAAUAAAAAGGAAAAUGAUUUAAACCUUGCUCAGAAUCAGUUGAGAGAAUUAGAAGCUAAGUUGAACUCCAAAGAAGCCGAUCUUGCAACUGCGUAUAGUGGGAAAAGAAACCUUGAAGGACAACUCCAAGAUCUGAAAGCUCAGUUAUCUGAUCUUGAAUCUUCUUUAAAUGAUGUUACAAAACAAUUGCAUGAUGAGAUGUUAUGUAGAGUUGACUUGGAAAAUAAAAUGCAAACUCUUAGGGAGCAAAUGGAUUUCCAAAAUAAUCUUCAUGAACAGGAGGUGCGGGAAAUGAAGAGCCGUCAUGAGUCAAGGAUAGUUGAAAUAGACUCGGGACGCCGGGUAGAAUUUGAGAGCAAGUUAGCUGAGGCUCUACAGGACCUGCGGAAAGACCAUGAGCAACAAAUCAUGGAUUACAAAGAGCAUCUGGAGAAGAACUUUAAUGCAAAGUUGGAGAAUGCACAGCUUGCAGCCACAAAAAACAGUGAUUAUGCCAGUGCAACUAGGGAAGAGAUCUUGGCAACAAAGAUGAGAGUAGAUUCUUUAACAUCACAACUAAGUCAUUGUCAAAAGCAGAAUUCUGGGCUGGAGGCUAAAGUUAGAGAGUUGCAAGAAAUUCUAGACCAUGAACAUGACAUGCACAGAAGACAGAUGAGCGAAAAAGAUAGAGAGGUUUCUGAAAUGAGGUACAAAUUGCAGUCGCAACUGGAAGAAUAUGAGCAACUACUGGAUGUGAAGCUUGCAUUAGAUAUGGAAAUAAAUGCAUACAGAAAAAUGCUGGAAGGAGAAGAACAAAGGCUGAAACUAUCACCCAGCCCUUCUCAGAGAACUGCAGUGUCUCGAGCAUCUGCAAGUCACAAAAGUCGUAUGUUACGUGGUAAGAAAAGAAAGCUGCAGGAAACGGAGAGUCCAGAAACCAGAAGCAGAUAUAAGAUUGUUCAGCAAGCCUCCUCUUCAGGACCUGUGUCUGUAGAUGAUAUUAACCCAGAGGGGAAUUUUGUCAGACUGGUUAACGGCGCAGAGAAGGAUCAACCCCUACAUGGAUGGAUGCUAAAAAGGUUUAAUGCAAGCAUGCCUGACAUUGUGUAUACAUUCCCAAACCGAUAUGUUCUUAAAGCGGGACAAGAAGUAACUAUUUGGGCUACUUGUGAUGCUGCUGUGCACAGUCCCCCUUCUGACUUGGUGUGGACAUCUCAAAGGUCCUGGGGCACAGGAGAUAAUAUUAAAAUAAUACUUAUUGACUCCACUGGAGAGGAAUGUGCUGAGCGAACACUCUUAAGAGUAAGGAAGGAUGAAGGUGAAUUGGAAGAGGAAUUCUAUGAGGAGGACUUUUCAGAAAGUCAAUUUCGACCCCAGUCUCAUCAUUCAAUGGAUCCCAGCUGUUCCGUCAUGUAA
Messenger RNA from Bombina bombina (fire-bellied toad), 1849 nucleotides. Its product is annotated as lamin-L(III)-like. NCBI's taxonomy places the organism in Eukaryota, Metazoa, Chordata, Amphibia, Anura, Bombinatoridae. The coding region runs from base 98 to 1849 and encodes 583 amino acids. The transcript has a single exon. The record is from RefSeq and is a predicted model, not a curated record.